CCGGGACUCAGUAUCGUGUUGACUAUCGGUGAGUUAAUACGUGUGUGCUUUGCUGAUCCAAAGCUUCGUCGUCCAGAGUAGAUUCUUUCCGUUCUUUACUUGCGUUCAAGUCUCGUGCGCUGCUCGUUAAGCUUGGUUUGGUGCUCCGGCGCGCUUCGUGUGAGAGAAGUGGCUUAGUGAGGGAGUUGACAUUCGCAUCCACCCACGCGUCCAAUUAACGACGUCGAUCGGGCUGAUACAUGUGCUCUGCUUCUGCUGUUGCUUGAUGUGGUGUGUUCCACGCGAGGAAGUAAACUUGAUCUAGAUCAACGUGAGAGAAGCUCAAGUGCAUUAUACCGAAGACCUAGCUGUAGCGCCUUAUUGGCUACGGUUGUUGGCUUUGUAGUUACUGACGACGGGGACCUCCCUCGACGAGUGUAGAUUUCUGGUGCUCAUCCCGCUCCUUGUGUGGACCAAUUUAGUUCCAGCAAUUAUUCACGAUUAUUAAAUACGAUUUGAGGUGAUGUGCUAGCGAAGAUAGUUUGAUGUUAUUGAUUCUCAACGACGAGGCCUAAUACCGACUGGCCGGUGUGAUAAUUGAGCAUAAAACAAGAAAACGAGCCGGUGAUUGAUAGUACAUAAUACGCUUUUGGGCAACACCGUGAAUUGAAUAGAGAAAAAAAGGGGGAACGAGUGUAGCUAUUCAUGGAUCAAUUAUGUGAUUUCAUGCGCUGCCGAUGAUAAAUGAAAGUAGAACCAAAACUCUGACCGAGAGUCUGGCGGUCGGAUGAAUGCUGUCGUCAUCAAAAAGAGUGUGAGAAGAAAUUAGAGGAAGACCUUUGAAAAACUGAGAAGACAAGAAAGGAUUGUGCGAAGAUCAAUUGAUGAUCAGUUGUUGCUCAGUGACAAGUGGUGUUCCAAAUUAGUUGGCGCAGGCACUGUAUUGUGUCUAGUUUUAGUUUGAUCUCUGGGAACGAAACAUUUUUGAAAAGCUGCGUGGUGCUUCGAGAGAACCCAGCUAGGAGGAGGAGACGACCGUUCCAAUCAGGCGGUUUGAAUUUUAUGGAUACAAUAGGUGACCAGAUCGUGCCGUCGCCAAGCUUUUGGGUAAUGCAGUCACCAGAACUAGAAUUUCGGCAUGAGCUGAUGGGGCGCAUAAAUAAAUUGGAAAGUGAUGUCGAGCUGGACGUGGUACCGAUUAAUCAGCAUCAUCCAUCAUCCAGCUCCCCGCUGCCCCAGUCGACAACACUGUCCGGAUACGGGGCCCAAGGUUACGACUAUGGCAAGGAGUUCUUUUUCGCUGGAAACAAACACCGAGAUGCACUAUGCACGGAUGGCGACGAUUCGUUUCUGCGACCUCCACUGUGGGAGGACAUCACAAGUUCAAUCCAAAACAUUGACCCUGAAAACGCCGUCAUGUUGGGCACCUUGAACGGUAUUCCACAGGUCAAAACGGAGGCUGUAGAUGAUACCUUUUUGGAGCCUCUCUCCUCGCCGCUGUUAAGCCCCUUGGAAAUCAAAACCGAGAAGAACCUCUCGAUGCAAAACAACAACAGCAUACACCAAAACCAGUUACUUAGCGAUAGUAGUUGUAAUAACAGUACUAGUACAAGCAAUGUAUUCCUAGCAAAUAGCGAAUCAAACUACCUGCAUCACUCGCAUCCGCAUCCGGCAGCUCUUGCCACUAGUCAGCAUGCCCAUGCCCAGCAACACAAUCUGAACGGCUACAUGGGCUGCACCAAUGGAAGCGGAAGUCUCCUAGCCAAUACCCACCAUGGUGCCCAUCAAAACCAUCACCCUCAUCACCAAGGUCACCAUCUGCAGGUGAAUCAGAACAACAACUACUAUCAUUGGCCUUCCCAUCAGCCAACGCAUGGAGCUCCACAAAUGUAUCAUCCAAAGUACCAUCCACCCACGCAAGGUUCCACAAUCUGUACGCCAAUUUCGAGGCUAAUGUACGUCCCACCAUUAACCCCACCCAACUCCGACCCUGGAAGCCCAGGAACCACCCUUCAGAAUCCUCCUCGCCGAACUCCUCCACCGCCAUACCACCCACAGCAGCUGACAUCCCUCUCGAUUCACAUGGGCCCCAACGGUAAUCAACCCUCCCACCUGCAUCACCACCCCCACGGGAUACCACCCCAGCAAGCGUCUUCAGUGGCCACCGUUCCUGCCGGAUCUCAACAGCAUCCGCCCUCCUCAGCGGCACUCGUAACGGUGAAUCCGAACACUAAUCCAGCAAUAGCAUCGAUAGCAAUUGGCAAUAGCAGCACCAGCAACAAUAACGCUAGCAACAACAAUACCAGCAGCAGCAGUAGUAGUGGCAGUAGUGGUAACAGUUCCGGAACCGGAAGGAAACGGUCGCAGCACAGCAUCAACCACGUGCUCAGUAGUGUGGGUGUUGUGAAGCACAUUGUCGGGCGGUACAACCGGCGGAACAACCCGGAGCUGGAGAAGCGACGGAUACACCACUGUGAUUUCAUGGGCUGCACGAAAGUCUAUACCAAAAGCUCGCACCUAAAGGCCCAUCAACGAAUCCAUACAGGCGAAAAACCGUACACUUGUCAGUGGCCGGAGUGCGAGUGGCGUUUUGCGCGGUCCGACGAAUUGACGAGGCACUACCGUAAACACACCGGUGCCAAACCGUUCAAGUGCAUCGUCUGCGAAAGGAGCUUCGCCCGGAGUGACCAUUUGGCAUUGCACAUGAAGCGACAUCUACCAAAAAAUAAGUAAACUAUUAACCCUAGGCGUGUGCAAUGAGAGAGGCAUCCUUUCGUACUUUUAAUGGUGAAUUGAUCAGUUCAACAACCGGCAUCUCCAGUGCAGAACAGCCCACAGAAGGCCGAUCGAUCUAAGCAUGCUUAGAUUUAUUCCAACGCAAUCCAACGCUGCCGUUUGUGAACGAAAGUGAAAACAGAAGGAAUUCCUACUGACAUAGCAAGAGGCGUAUAUGCACGUUAGCCCAUAGCGUAAGGUCUCCCCAAAAAUCUCUCCCGAAUAAAUAUUGAACCAAGACGGUCGUCCAUCGAGCUAUUAAUAAUCUCUCUAGUGAUUGAUUUUUAUUUUGUUGAGCUUUUCAAGUCUUGCAUUCAUUCAGUAAAGUGAAUCGUCGGCACCUGCUUUGUUUGCUUAGGUUAAUGAGUGAAGGCGCCUACUAUGUUGACUAUUUGCGUUCCAUGAGAAUAAGGCUGCACAUUAAGGUUGCCCAUAUUUAUAUAUAAAAAAAAACUACUGUAUCGCAAGCAGGCAUUACAAUCUCAUCUGAUCACUUUGAUCAUCUUCGGAUGGUGAAAGAUAUUAUCAGCAAUCCAAGAGCGCUUUGAUAUGAUUCCAUCUCUCUAUCAGAUGAUGAUCUUGAAGCUUGUUCGGUGACAUAUGGGUAUAUUUCUGUUUUAAAUUAGAUUACACUACUAUGCUGUUAUGGCUAUUGUACGGUUAUUUUACUUAGUUGAGAUGUCUGGUAUAAGUAAAUUCUACAUGGUGAGUAUUUUCUUUUGCUUGCAAUGCUACAUGCUGAAUAAGUUAAAUCCGUUGACGCCACCACCGUAUCUGCUAGAUGAAUAUUGAUUGGGUCAGAAGAUUCAUCAGGAAUUCCUAAAUUCCUCUUCAACAAGAAAUACGUGCAGUUUCUUGGGAAAAUAUCAGUUUUUAUCGAAACUUUUAUAACUUGUUACGUGAUUUACAGACAAAUUUUGUCUGCUAAGGUGCAAGUAAUAGGGGCAAAGAAUUACAAAGAAUGAGAGAAUCAUUUUAUUAUUAAUGUAUUACGAAGGAAAUUAUUUUUCGUAAUCCAGACUCAUCCUAUUCUAUUUUCUUCAUUAUUCAAGAAAGAUUUCUGCUCAAACGCGCCAUUCCCUGACCCUAAUGCUUGAAAGUUUGCGUUUGUGGUCUUCGGAGAAAAUACGAACACAUUAUGUGCAUGGCCACAAUAAAAUCCAUCCAAACCUAUAAAAAUAUAAAAAAAGAAAAUUUGAUUUACUCAAGGAACGAAUUAUCUUCUUACUUCCGUUGGUUGACAUCUUCAGGUAAUUUUCACUUCUAUUAGGUCAUAAAAUAUUUCCGGACGUGACAGCCGGGCUGUUUAGAAUCUUUCUGUUAUGGCUUUCUGAUGUACGGAUUGCUCAGAUGAAAAGAUUUCAUCUUGAAACAAGAGAGUCAAAGAUGAAGUUCAAAAUUUGAUCAAAGAGCUCCAAGAUAAUAUCCUAAUAUUUGAUCCGUAUCUUGCUCAGAAGAUCGAGAGA
This is a messenger RNA of Aedes aegypti (yellow fever mosquito), 4220 nucleotides long. Its product is annotated as dendritic arbor reduction protein 1. The transcript has 6 exons. Lineage: Eukaryota; Metazoa; Arthropoda; Insecta; Diptera; Culicidae. Gene Ontology annotation, molecular function: DNA-binding transcription factor activity, RNA polymerase II-specific; RNA polymerase II cis-regulatory region sequence-specific DNA binding. Gene Ontology annotation, biological process: regulation of transcription by RNA polymerase II. The record is from RefSeq and is a predicted model, not a curated record. The coding region runs from base 1042 to 2712 and encodes 556 amino acids.